Coccinella septempunctata (seven-spotted ladybird) is the source of this 3201-nucleotide messenger RNA. It is a transcript of the gene fzr, whose product is annotated as fizzy-related protein homolog. Bases 537 to 1961 code for a protein of 474 amino acids. NCBI's taxonomy places the organism in Eukaryota, Metazoa, Arthropoda, Insecta, Coleoptera, Coccinellidae. Gene Ontology annotation, biological process: anaphase-promoting complex-dependent catabolic process; positive regulation of ubiquitin protein ligase activity; positive regulation of anaphase-promoting complex-dependent catabolic process. Gene Ontology annotation, molecular function: anaphase-promoting complex binding; ubiquitin ligase activator activity; protein binding. The record is from RefSeq and is a predicted model, not a curated record. The transcript has 5 exons. Gene Ontology annotation, cellular component: anaphase-promoting complex.
GUCCUGGCGAAUCGAACGAGUCCUAGACCUAAUAAAAUAUUAUUUUUAGCUCUAUGGUCCUAGUAGUUCGAAUGAAUCAUCAUCUGUGUUUGUUUAGUGUCACGGUAUAAAAAUUCGUAAUCAUAGAACUCCAAUUAGAAUAUUCGUUAAUUUGAUUAUGGCAUUUCGCAAAUGCAAGGGACAUUUAAAAACAAUUAAUGAAAAAAUCAUUAGUGCUGUACCAUCCUUGUGAUUGUUACAUUAUACGGUAACAGAGUUUGUGCCUGAAAUGCUUGUUGGCAGUCGUAUCUCAGCAGAUAUUCCAGCUCCUCCUAGUUGUGCUCUAACUUUUGAUGUGAAUGCUUUAUUGGACGGUAGUGAAUUAAUACAUUUUGGGCUAUAAGUGAACAUUUCAAUUCAGUUAUUUGAAAGUAUAAUUACCAAUGCAGUUCAAUGCAUUGGUGACAUUUGAACUCGCAUAAAUAAUCAGAAAAGAAGGGACUGAAGUUUUUGAUUCCAAACCUGGAAUUCAAGUGUGUACAUAGUUUUAAUCCAAAAUGUCUUUAGAUCUGAUGUAUGAAGACAGAGCCCUACAACCUACCAGAUUAACAGUGGCGAGAAACUUGUUUGGAACUGGGAGAAGCUUGAAUUGUGACAGAUAUAUACCUUGUCGUGCUAAUAAUAACUGGGAAACAAACUUCGCAGUGAUACCUGAUAACAAUAAAGUUGUAGCGCAAUGUAAAAAAACAAGGGAAAAUGGUGAAAAUGCCAGGGACCAUUCAGUGUACAAUAUCCUUUUGAGGAAUGAGAUACUGGGAGAACGUAUUCAUGAUAUAAAGACACAGUGUGAUGAUAGAUUAGUGCUGAGCCCGACGCAACCUAGGAAUCUUUUCAGAUAUGGAACUCCAAAGAGGAACGAGAACAAGCUGCCCUGCAGCCCGUAUUCCCUGUCGCCGCUCACUCCAUUCAGCCAGAAGUUGCUCAGGUCCCCCCACAAGGCUACCAGAAAGAUAUCUAGGAUACCCUUCAAAGUUCUGGACGCCCCGGAACUGCAGGACGAUUUCUACCUGAACCUCGUCGAUUGGUCGGCUCAAAACGUACUCAGCGUCGGAUUGGGCAGUAGUGUUUACUUGUGGUCCGCCUGUACCAGCCAAGUAACGCGACUGUGCGAUCUGUCGGGCGACAGUAAUGCAGUGACCUCCGUGUCGUGGAGUGAGAGGGGGAAUUUGGUGGCUGUCGGAACGCACCACGGCUACGUCACGAUAUGGGAUGUGGUGGCCAACAAGCAGAUCAACAAGCUGCAAGGACACACAGCCAGGGUGGGCGCGUUGGCGUGGAAUGGCGAUGUUCUGAGUUCGGGCAGCAGGGACCGAUUGAUACUGCAGAGGGACAUCAGGACGAAUCCUACCAUUCCCGAAAGGAAACUGGUGGGUCAUCGUCAGGAGGUGUGCGGACUCAAAUGGUCGCCGGACAACCAAUAUCUAGCCUCUGGCGGCAACGACAACAGGUUGCACGUGUGGAAUAUGCAGUCCUUGACGCCAGUCCAGACCUACACCGACCAUUUGGCCGCCGUGAAGGCCAUCGCCUGGUCGCCCCACCAUCAUGGGCUGUUGGCGUCCGGCGGUGGUACCGCCGACAGGUGCAUCCGAUUCUGGAACACCCUGACUGGACAGCCCAUGCAAUGCGUGGACACCGGUUCGCAAGUGUGCAAUCUGGCCUGGUCGAAGCACAGUUCGGAGUUGGUCUCCACCCAUGGCUAUUCGCAGAAUCAAAUACUCGUGUGGAAGUACCCCAGUUUAGUGCAAGUGGCCAAGUUGACGGGACAUUCUUACAGAGUUCUUUAUUUGGCCUUGUCGCCCGACGGCGAGGCGAUAGUUACAGGAGCGGGCGACGAAACCCUGAGAUUUUGGAACGUUUUCAGCAAAGCGAGGUCGCAGAAAGAGACCAGGUCGGUCCUCAGUCUGUACACGGGAAUACGUUAACGAAAAAAUUUAACGUAAAUUAUACAAGACAAUAGGUAAUAUGUAGCGGUGGAAAACGAUUUCAUUUAUACGAUUAUUUAUUCCGAAGCAAUUUUAUUAGAUUUAUUAGGGAGAGAAUGCAGAGUUCGUUUGCGUGUAAGAUAAAGAAAUAUUUUACUGGCAAUUCACAAUCAUUUACAUAUAAAAUAUAUUUAUUAUUUUGAUCUAUUUUGAAUAAACGAGAAUCAUAUACUAUGUUAAUUUAAGCCUGUGUAAUUGAAAUGAAACUAUUAGUUCUUGUCGGUGAUGGGUUUUUUCAGAUUUUAAGCGAUAUUUGAAAAAAUUCAUCACUUUAAAUCAUCGAGAGUAUUGAGAAGAAGCUGUAUAUAAAGCGCCAAAAAGUUCGGUAUUAGUUUUAAUCGAGAAUUUAUCCAACAUACGUUAGUAUUUAAUUUUGGACAUUUUUAUUCUUGGUUUACAACUCAACUAUUAUUGAUUUCGAUCGAUGAUUAUUGUUUGAAAAAAAAUCUGUAUGAAUGUAAAUUAUUGUUAAUUCUGUAUCUAUUUUUGUGGUAAAUAUCUUUCAACCUACAAAAACUCUAAAUAAAACUUGAAUGUGAUAGAUUAAUGAAGUAGUUCGUUAAAACGAAGGAAUGUUUCAUCCUGAAAGCUUUCAACAUUUUUUUUAAACGGAAUGGAACAUUUCUUCGGAUUGAGGUCGAUUUGAUAUAAUCGAUGAGAUAUUUCCUCAUUGUGGAGGGUGAAUUCGAAGAAAAACUGUCGUUAUUUUCUGUGUAGCUUUUUCUUGUAGUGUGUUGUGUGUGUGACGAAUGAAUUUGUGUAGAAUUUUUGGUGCAUUUUUAAUUGAUUUUCUUUCCAUCGAAGUACAAAUCUUCUCGAACGAAAUGUUGCAUAAUUGAUUCGUCCUGUAUAUAAUUUGUGGGAGGGAUUGUAUAUUGGAAAGGAUUCGUUUUUUUUGAGGAAGGGAUUGAAUAUUUUUGGUUGUUACUUUUUUUUUCAUUCUGUUAUUAUUUAGUGAGAAGGAUUUAAGCCCAAAUAUGUGUAAAUAUAUUCUUUGUUUUAGCAACAAAAUUUUUUUGGGUAUAAAUCGAUAGUUCUAUUUUUUUUGUAUUAGUAAAAUAUAUUUUUUUCUAUGGAAUGAAUCUGUGUCUCUUUCACUGAAUAAUAAUGGGAUAAAUAUUUGAGAUUUCAAGGAAAAAGAAAGAUCCUAUUUAUUCCAAAUAAAAUUGGUGUCCCUCAA